AUGCGCAAUACACUCAUCUUCGCUGGCAACUCGUGCCCGGCUCUCACGGGUCAAAUCUGUGGGAAUCUGGGCAUGCAGCCCGCCGAGGCCGAUCUGACACAAUUCUCCAAUGGCGAGACAAGCGUCAGGGUCUUGAACAGCGUCCGCGAAAAGGAUGUCUUCAUCGUUCAGUCGGGGAGCUCAAGCAUCAAUGACUCCAUAAUGGAGCUUCUUAUCCUCAUCAAUGCUUGUAAAGGUGGUUCCGCUAACAAGGUUACCGCCGUUCUCCCCUACUUCCCCUACAACAGGCAGUCCAAGAAGAAGUCCCACCGUGGUGCCAUUGCCGCCCGUCUACUUGCCAACCUACUCAUGGUUGCUGGCGUUAAGCAUGUCAUUACCGUCGACCUUCACGCUUCGCAAAUGCAAGGGUUCUUCAGGUGUCCCGUCGACAACCUCCACGCUGAGCCCAUAAUUGCUAAGUGGAUUCGACGCAACGUCCCUGGCUGGCGUGAGGCUGUUGUUGUCUCCAAGAACGCCGGAGGUACCAAGAGGGUCACCUCUCUCGCCGAUGCUCUCAAGCUCAACUUUGGCAUGACGUCUACGGCCGGUAACAGCGUCAACGGCGAAGACCCCAUGGCCAUGUCUCACCACUCGACCAUGUUCUUGCAGUCUCUCGGUGGCUCAGGCGAUGCUGAGGCUAACGUCUCAGACGAUGAGGAGCAUGCUUUUGAGAACCCUAAGGUGGAGCACAUGAUCACUCUGGUCGGCGAUGUCAAAAACAGAAUCGUCUUUAUUGUUGAUGACAUGAUCGACAAGGCUGGCUCGUGGAUUGCUGCCGCCGAGACCGUCGUCAAGAGGGGAGGUGCAAAGAAGGUGUACUGCAUCGCUACGCACGGCGUCUUUGGAGGCGACUCGCUCGCCCAGCUCGAGGCCUGCGAUUGCAUCGACACCAUUGUCGUUACCAACAGCUUCCCCAUCUCCGAGGAGAGCGCGAGGGGAAUCAACAAGCUGGUCGUCCUGGACCUGUCCUUCAUGUUGUCAGAGGCCAUCCGCCGCAACCACUUUGGCGAGUCUCUCUCGCCUCUCUUCCAACAUUAUGGGGACUAA
This is a messenger RNA of Geosmithia morbida, 1086 nucleotides long. RefSeq names its product ribose-phosphate pyrophosphokinase. Gene Ontology annotation, biological process: purine nucleotide biosynthetic process; 5-phosphoribose 1-diphosphate biosynthetic process; ribonucleoside monophosphate biosynthetic process. The coding region runs from base 1 to 1086 and encodes 361 amino acids. The transcript is spliced from 4 exons. The record is from RefSeq and is a predicted model, not a curated record. NCBI's taxonomy places the organism in Eukaryota, Fungi, Ascomycota, Sordariomycetes, Hypocreales, Bionectriaceae. Gene Ontology annotation, cellular component: ribose phosphate diphosphokinase complex; cytoplasm. Gene Ontology annotation, molecular function: ribose phosphate diphosphokinase activity; magnesium ion binding.